CAUUGGAUUAAAUGUAAGCACCAUCACCUAAUGCAGCUUAAAUUGGUUUGACUAAGCAAUAUGUGUGUCCUGUUUAUUCUCCAGCUGAGUAUUGAACAGACCCAAGCUAUGGCAGAGCAGGUUGAGAUGAAAACAAAGGUGCUGCAGUCUGAAAUCAAAGCUAUGACAUGUCGACAUAAGAAGGCCCUGGAAAAGCGGGAACGUGAGCUGCUGUGGAAGGUGGAAAAGAUUAAUCAAGUCAAAGCCAAGUCCCUUUACCUGCAAGUUGAAAAGUUGCGUCAGAAUCUAAAUAACCUGGACAACACUGUUAGUGCAGUUCAGCGGGUCCUAGAGGAGGGUCGUAGCAUGGAUAUUCUCUUGGCUCGGGAUUGCAUGCGGGCUCAAGUGCAGGAGCUGAAGAAUGUGAGAGGCCUUCUACAACUGCAGGAGGAUGAGAGAAUCAUGUUCACUCCUCCUGACCAGGCUCUGUAUACAGCCAUUAAAUCAAUGGGGUUUGUCAACAGUGGGGCUUUUGCUCCUCUGACCAGAGCCACUGGGAAAGGUCUCAAACGUGCACUACAGGGCAGAGUGGCCUCCUUCACAGUGAGAUGCUAUGACCAUGAUGGUGACCCGUGCCUUUCAGGGGGGGAGAUGAUCUCUGCAGUGGUGAUGGGUCCUGAUGGAAAUCUGUUCAGCACAGAUGUCCGUGAUCAGCAGAAUGGAACCUACCUGGUCAGUUACAGACCACAGCUGGAGGGAGAACAUCUAGUCUCUGUCGUAAUGUACAACCAUCAUGUAGAGAACAGUCCGUUCAAGGUCUUGGUAAAAUCUGGGCUCAGUUACACUGUCAUUGGACUACCAGGGCUUUCAUUUGUCAGCGAGGAAAACAGCAAUGGCAAGCUGUGUCGCCCCUGGGGAGUUUGCGUAGACAGAGUAGGGUACAUCAUGGUGGCUGAUCGCAGUAAUAACUGCAUUCAGAUAUUUAAGCCCUGUGGCACCUUUCAUCACAGAUUUGGCACAUGGGGUUCUGCGCCUGGUCAGUUCGAUCGCCCUGCUGGUAUUGCCUGUGAUAUCUCGUGUAGGAUUGUCGUGGCUGACAAAGAUAAUCAUCGCAUCCAGAUCUUUACAUUUGAUGGGCAAUUCAUUCUGAAAUUUGGGGAAAAGGGAUGCAAGAAUGGACAAUUCGAUUACCCAUGGGAUGUGGCAGUCAAUGCCGAGGGCAAAAUCCUGGUCUCUGACACACAGAACCAUCGGAUUCAACUGUUUGGACCUGAUGGUGGGUUUCUGAAUAAAUACGGCUUCGAGGGGGCACUCUCAGAGCAUCUUGAUCAUCCCCGAGGUGUUACCUUCAAUCAAGAAGGUGACCUGGUGGUGACGGAUUUUAAUAAUCAUCGCCUUUUAAUUAUUGAUCCAGAUUGCAGGUUAACACGCUUCCUUGGGUCAAAAGGCACCAGCAACGGCCAGUUCCUGCGCCCACAAGGCGUGGCUGUGGAUCAAGAGGGAUGCAUCAUUGUGGCCGAUUCUAGGAACCACCGAGUGCAGAUAUUUAAGUCAAAUGGCAGAUUUUUGUGCAAAUUUGGUACUCAGGGAAGUGGCUUUGGUCAAAUGGACCGACCUUCAGGUAUAGCUGUCGCCCCUGAUGGCAGGAUUGUUGUGGUUGACUUCGGAAACAAUCGAAUUCUCAUCUUCUAA
Molecule: messenger RNA, 1671 nt
Organism: Chelonoidis abingdonii (Abingdon island giant tortoise)
Lineage: Eukaryota; Metazoa; Chordata; Testudines; Testudinidae
Product: E3 ubiquitin-protein ligase TRIM71-like
Biological process (GO): protein polyubiquitination; proteasome-mediated ubiquitin-dependent protein catabolic process
Molecular function (GO): protein binding; ubiquitin protein ligase activity
Source: RefSeq, a predicted model, not a curated record